Molecule: messenger RNA, 857 nt
Organism: Suillus clintonianus
Lineage: Eukaryota; Fungi; Basidiomycota; Agaricomycetes; Boletales; Suillaceae
Exons: 1
Coding region: 208-741 (177 amino acids)
Source: RefSeq, a predicted model, not a curated record
ACAAACUUAGAUCUCUCACGCUGGCUACACGUCGACUGCGUGUUUUGGACCAUGGAAUGAAGUAUGUUACGGCGAUAGCUAACACUGACCUCCUUCCAUAUUGCCGGAUAGGGCCCUUGACUGCUCGACUCACACGCUAUCGAAGGUUCUGGAGUACGCGUCGGGUGUGGCGAGCCGCGACCCAAUCGGUGUAGGUGUGGCAGAAAGAUGAUGGGAAAAAAAAACAUAUCAACUGACCGACCUAUGAACAACUUCGUUGGGUUGAUAGGUAAAUCUUAUGGUGCAAUUGGGUUGAGUGUUGUUCAAGUUGUAUGGCCCGAAGUACAAAGAUUGGGCCGUCCUUCAAAGCUUUACACCAUUCCUCCGGCGGCGCGCUGGUUGCCAGUAAGCCUUCGCAAGAAUCGCGGGGAAGGUGAAGCGCCGAAUAUGGGAUGUGUCUCGCUAGGAGACAGGACAAGUAGAAAACCAGACCCCACCCCCUCCUUGCCCUUUUCUCCACUUCAUCCUGACCCACCAAGUACCUCUGCGCUCCCUUCGUUGCCACCAAAUCCCGAAAUGCCCGGAGACAAAUCCGUUGCUCCAAGCAACUUCGCUGCUCAAGCGCUCAUAGGCGAUCUCGGGACUUCCUCUUCACCAGCCCAUAUGACCCCGAGGCUCUACGCCCAUGUUAGCUUCAUGAAGAGCGCCUCGACACGUGACCUCCUGGUUGGCUCCGCUGAAUAUGUUUUUGGGGAGCGCUGAAGUGGAGUAAUAUGCUUGGUGUUGAGCUCGCACGUAGAGAACGCUCACACAAUUUUAUAAGACUUUAAAGGAAAGUAAGGUUGGGAAAUGCCCAUGGAUCAUUGAUUGAUCGUCAU